CUAGUCAGCAGCGCUGCCGGACCCGUGAACUGCGUAAAGAGCCGGUCUUUGGCUGUAGGCUAUCUACACGAACGGAGAACUAAGAAUAAUCGUGUAACGGGACAUUUUCCGUGUUAGAAUAUAUUUUGUGAAAUCUAGACUGUGCUUCGAACGCAUUGGAAACUGAAAAUUGUGUAGCCUACGAACACGGACUGCCUCUUCAUGAGCUCCAGCUUCACUCCAUUUAUUUGGAUUCUCUUUCGCAGUUCCACGUAUUGAGAUGAUCUAUUUUUGUGAUGGCGAGAGGUCUGUUUCCACGGGCCUGGAUAAAGAAAUCAUUCUAUUUCCAGGCUCGCAUCUCCUUUGUGCGGGUGAAAUACCUUUUCCUCACCUGGCUGACAGUGUUUGUCGGGGGCUGGGUGAUCUACGUCCAGUACUCCAACUACACCGAGCUGUGCAGAGGACAUGAGUGCAAAAACACCAUAUGUGACAAAUACAGGAGAGGCAUCAUUGACGGCUCGGCCUGCAGCGGCCUUUGUGACAAAGACACCCUCUACCUGGGCAGGUGCCUCUCUACCAGCCCCAACAACCAGGUGUACACAGGUGGCUGGGGUGACCUGGACGGGGUGAUCCGCUGCCAGGUGGGGGAGGUGCUGCACUAUGAGCUGGGAGAGGAGCCGAAGCCCAGGAGAGAGGCUGCGGUCUUCGACAAACCCACCCGGGGAACGUCUGUGGAGAAGUUCCGCGAGAUGGUUUUCAAUCACCUCAAGUCAAAGCUGGGCGAGCAGGCUAGUCUGGCCAGCCUGGUGACCCAAAUCCUCAGCGUCGCUGACGGCAACAAGGACGGCCACGUCUCGCUCCCAGAGGCCCGUUCAGCCUGGGCUCUUCUCCAGUUGGAUGAGGUGCUGCUGGGGCUGCUCCUCCAGGAACGGGGCCACACCCCCCGUCUGAUGGGCUUCUGUGGAGACCUGUACAUGACCGAGAGGGUACCCUAUGGCCCCCUUUACGGUGUCAGCCUCCCCUGGCCCCUGGAGGCCUGGGUCCCCAGUGGGGCCCGACGCAGCAUGGACCAGUGGUUCACCCCCUCGUGGCCCCGCAAGGCCAAGAUCUCCAUGGGUCUCCUGGAGCUGGUAGAGGACAUCUUCCACGGCAACUAUGGCAGCUUCCUCAUGUGCGACCUGAGCACCGACCACUUCGGCUACACGGACCGCCACGACUUCCGCCUCACCGACCCGAGGGCCAUCAUCUCUGAGGACGCGUUCAGGCGAACCAUGCGCGCGCUGCACUGCGAGAAGGACGACGACUGCGUGUUGGGGGCGGACUGCCGUACGUCAUGCGAUGUCGCUCAGAGACGAUGCAGGGAGGAGGUGACCCAGCCCAACCUGGCUAAGGCCUGCGGGGCGCUGAGGGACUACCUCCUGAGGGGGGCACCGUCGGAGCUGAGGGAGGAGCUAGAGAGGCAGCUGUAUGCCUGCAUGGCCCUCAGGGGCUCAGCGGGACAGAUGGACAUGGAGCACUCCCUGAUCCUGAACAACCUCAAAGCGCUGCUGUGGAAACAGAUCUCGCAUACUAAAGACUCAUGAUGCUCAAAGAAUUAAGACUUAUUGACAAGUCUGCUACUGACACAGUGGCUUAGGAAGAAGAGGAGCCUUUGGGGAGAUGAUUUCUAAAAACUCAACCGUUCAUUCAAGAUGUACUACAUUGUUUUAUUUACCACCUGUUUUAUGCUGCAUAGAAGUUGUUUUGGCGGUGUCGGAGGUGUAACUGCAUUAGAGCUGUCAAAUCCACAAGUGGCUCCUGGCAUUAUACCUAUUUGAAAGGAAAUUACUGGUAUUCGAAAUAUGGUGGCACUCCCUUUCGUCCAUACCUUCACCAAUCCAAUGCUUUUAGAUUUAUGGGAAAAUGCUAGUUUCUAUGUUUUUUAGUAAAAAAGAUAAGAGGAAGAUAAGUGUUUCCAAUGACAUCAUCGGUGUGCAUCGUGUGAUUUUAACCAACUAUAAGUAGACAUUGCCUACUAAACCUUAGCUUCCUCUAUCUUUUUUACUACGUAGCAUAGAAACGUGCCAUUUUCACAUAUUUUGAUGUUGGGGUGGUGCUGGAGAUCAAUAUGAAGUUGUUUUUUUACAUAUCCCUUUAAGAGAAACUAAAACACAUUUUACAACUUCGAACACUGGAAUGUGAGAUGUAGUCUACACCUCGAUUAGGCUGAUAGAAAUCCUCAUUAUUUCAUUUAAUGA
This is a messenger RNA of Coregonus clupeaformis (lake whitefish), 2216 nucleotides long. Its product is annotated as divergent protein kinase domain 1A. The coding region runs from base 276 to 1562 and encodes 428 amino acids. The transcript has 5 exons. Lineage: Eukaryota; Metazoa; Chordata; Actinopteri; Salmoniformes; Salmonidae. The record is from RefSeq and is a predicted model, not a curated record.